Messenger RNA from Camellia sinensis, 1477 nucleotides. The record is from RefSeq and is a predicted model, not a curated record. Lineage: Eukaryota; Viridiplantae; Streptophyta; Magnoliopsida; Ericales; Theaceae.
UAAACCCUUUUCAAAACCCAAUUGUUCGAUUUUUGCUCUCUUCAUCAAGAUGGCUUUGGGGCGAUUGCAGAAAAUUCGAAAUCUAUAUGGAACGUUUGAAGUUGGAAAAUUUUCUUCCCUGUUUGGAAGCUCAACAAGCUAUUCAGAUGUUAUUGUGAAAGAUCUGAAGUACUGGAGAGAAUCUUCUUUCUUAUACAAGGGUCACAACUCUGUUCCUUGGAAUAAUGGAAUUCCUGAAAUUAAUUAUCGGAGCAUUUCUUCUUGCUUAUACAAGUGCAACCAUGGUCUUCCUUGGACUUCUACAAAUACAAAGGCACUUCGCUCUACGAUGGCUGCUGAGUCAUAUGUUUCCAUGGGUGACAUAAGGUUGGUAACAACGCAAGCAAAAGCCCCUCCUCAAGCACGGCAGAUGGGAUCAUUCAAAGUGUCCAUGUCAAGUCCUGGAAUCAUCUAUGAGCCGUACAUGCCUCGUGAACCAAUUUCUUUCUGGCGGAGAUGGUUCACGAGGAGCGGUUGGAGAAGAACAAAGGAGGAUAUUAUUUUAGAGCUCAAAAGUGCUUAUGCAAUUAAUAAACUACGGAAAUCUGGAUAUUCAAAGCAGAAGUUCUACAAAGAAGCCUUGAAUUUAUACAAAGAGAUAAACACCCAAAUUUCAAAUGGAGACAAAACAUCAUUGAGGAAAACAGUUACAGAAAAAAUGUACUCUGGCCUCAAGAAUGAAAUUAAACAAAGGGAAUCCAUGUGGAGUGCGGUUUACUGGGAACUGGUAGAACCAGUUGUGAAAAUAAGAACUCUACGAGCUCGACUGAUCGGCGUUGAUCAGAAUGACCUCAACAAAACGUUUAUACAGCUUACACUUGAGUUUCUGACAAAGCAGGAUUUUUAUAUACGUAUCGGUGCUGUGUAUUCACUGGAUUGUCAUUGAAGUUUGACCAGCUAAGCUUUAUCUUCUUCCUGUGUAUUUUUAAUUUCAUGCACUAAAUUAUUUUAUUGUGUUCCAUUCAUUGUUUAUUAUUAUUUUUUAUGCUUGGCAUUCUGUGUGACUAGUCUGAUUCAGCUUCAGUUAAUUAUUAAAAGGAGCAAAUUCUUCGUUAGCCACAAGAUUAUGAGAAAGCACUUGUGUUAUGUCCUUUUUAUUAUAUCGUCAGUGGUUUUUGGUGUGUGAAAGAGUUGAAAAGAAGUGGCAAUCAAAGGUUUUAAUGUUUGUAUUUAUUAGAAAACAAUUUAUACUGUCUUGUUGGAAAACGUAACAUAUAUUUCAUGUAGUAAAGCACUUGUGUUAUGUUCAUUUUAUUUUAUCAUCAGUGAUUUUUUUGGUUGAGUGUAUUUAGGAUUGUUCAUAAGUGGCUUUUGGAAGUCCCAUGAACACAGCUGUCUCUCCUCUUUCCUCUUUGAGGAUUGUAAUAAUUCUGUUGUUCAUUACAUACAUACUUAACUGUUUUUUUUAAAUUGGCAUCAUCAUGUUAGAUUAUUUGGU